This is a messenger RNA of Neltuma alba, 2015 nucleotides long. RefSeq names its product sialyltransferase-like protein 2. The coding region runs from base 256 to 1605 and encodes 449 amino acids. Lineage: Eukaryota; Viridiplantae; Streptophyta; Magnoliopsida; Fabales; Fabaceae. The record is from RefSeq and is a predicted model, not a curated record. Gene Ontology annotation, molecular function: sialyltransferase activity. The transcript is spliced from 12 exons.
CUGAAUAAUAAGUUUCCUGUUUAAUUAAUUGAUUAACGAUGAACAUUCGAUCUGCUUUCUGAACCCUUCUAUGCAGAGGAAACCAAGCAUUUCACUUCAAGGAGAGGAGCAAUACACCUAUCCGGUAUCCCCUCGAUCGCCUUUUCUUCCCAGAUUCAAAGUCUAGAAUUCUGGGAACCCUCUUACCUUACAGAUAUAAAGUAGCUUCGCUGGGCAGCUCUAUUUGUCGUUUCCGAUUCUGAUAUUUAACAAUCGAUGAGGCUUCUGCAAUUGGGCUUGUUGCUUUCUUUGGCAUCUGGAUUUGCCGCCAUUAUCAUUUACAUUACUGGAGUCUCUAAUCCCUCUGUAUUUGGGAGCUAUCAGCUUACAGACAAUGAGAUAGAAGCGUUGCUAUCUUUGCAGAGCAGUUUCCAGCAGUGCGUGAGUGCAAAUGGUCUAGGGCUCAAAGCUGUUCGGGGCAGAGAUUAUUGCCAAACCACAAUAAACUUCCCUAGUGAUACCAUCCCAAAAUGGAGAGAUCCCAAAACGGGUGAACUGGAAGCUUUGUCCUUUGAUUUCAAUCUAUGUGAAGCUGUGGCAACGUGGGAACAGGUUAGGAAUAGCACUACAAUACUCACCAAGGAAUUCAUUGAUUCUUUGCCAAAUGGAUGGAAGGAAUAUGCAUGGCAGAGGAUCAACAAAGGAGUAAUUCUCAACCGCUGUGAGAACAAGACCUUAUGCAUGGAGAAACUUUCACUGGUGCUCCCUGAGACACCACCAUAUUUCCCAAGGCAGUUUGGACGCUGUGCUGUCAUUGGUAAUUCAGGAGAUCUCUUGAAGACAAAAUUUGGGAAGGAGAUAGAUGGCUAUGAUGCUGUAAUCAGAGAAAAUGGUGCUCCAACACAGAACUAUACCGAAUAUGUGGGUAAAAAGAACACAUUUCGUCUUCUUAACCGGGGGUCUGCCAAAGCUCUUGACAAAGUUGCAGAGUUAGAUGAUCAAAGGAAGGAGGUUUUGAUAGUAAAAACUACAAUUCAUGACAUCAUGAGCAAAAUGAUUCGGGAAGUGCCCAUAACAAAUCCAGUAUAUCUCAUGCUAGGUGCAUCCUUUGGUUCAGCAGCAAAAGGAACAGGGCUUAAGGCUCUUGAAUUUGCUCUCUCUAUAUGUGAAUCGGUUGAUAUGUACGGCUUCACUGUAGAUCCUGGAUAUAAAGAAUGGACUAGAUAUUUCUCUGAAUCUCGUAAAGGUCAUACCCCAUUGCAUGGGAGAGCUUAUUACCAGAUGAUGGAGUGCUUAGGACUCAUCAGAAUUCAUUCUCCCAUGCGUGCCGAUCCAAAUCGUGUUGUAAAAUGGGUUCCAGAUCAUCAGACUAUUAGAGCAGCCAGGCUUGCAUCAGAGAAAUUCCUGGGGAGAGUUGGAGCAGGAUCAGGAGAUCCGCUGCGUGCAUGUUCCCUUAUUAAGAAGCAAGUUAAAAGAAAUCCAAGCGCAGUUUCAAAGCUCAGAAAAGCUGCACUCGACCAUCUGAAGUAUGUGAAGGGCACAACAAUGUAUCCUCUGGAGCAUAGUCCCGGACAUGGGUUGCUUUGCACUAUCCCAAAUGAGUGGGCUGUAAAGAAAUUUGAUUAGUUUCACUCGUGCUAGUUAGAAGCAUCUAACCACUGGUUUUCCUUACAAAUUUUCUGUUUCAUUCAUCUUUUGCCAAAAUUUAUGUCGAUCCACUUGAAAAAUAGUGAAGCUUCUCAUCUUCCACCUACUGGCAAGGCCUCCAAUUUUUUAGUUUGCUCAUUAUUAAUUUCGUUCAAGACUUCUUAAAGGACAGCAGGUGAUCAAUGGAGUGAUUACACUUGUGCUAGGAGAAAAGUUGGCGGUAUGUUUAAUGCGGAAUUUGAGUUUUAAUUAUUUGAACUUUUUUAAUUUGUGUAUAAUUGUAUUAGAGGAUGCAAAGUUUGACCCCUUAUUUAUCAUUAACAUUUUUGACAAUGUUCUGAAAAUCAAAACAGUUACCAAAUUUAUGGAAUUAUCAAUUUACAGUUUUA